Andrographis paniculata is the source of this 699-nucleotide messenger RNA. Its product is annotated as hemoglobin-2. Gene Ontology annotation, molecular function: oxygen binding; heme binding. NCBI's taxonomy places the organism in Eukaryota, Viridiplantae, Streptophyta, Magnoliopsida, Lamiales, Acanthaceae. The transcript is spliced from 3 exons. The coding region runs from base 128 to 595 and encodes 155 amino acids. The record is from RefSeq and is a predicted model, not a curated record.
AUGUAUAUAUAUAUAUAUAUAUGCUCGUAGUAUAUUGUCUUUAUCUUAUCUUCAUCGACAAAUUUUCGAACACAUUGAUUGAUUAUAUUGUAGUUUUUAGUUUUCAAAAAUUUCGAUUUUUCCGGCAAUGGAACAGCCCGUUUCUUUUACAGAGGAAGAGGAAGCUCUUGUCAUCAAGUCAUGGAACUCGAUGAAGUCGAAUUCCGGUGAAUGGGCUCUCAAGUUCUUCCUCAAGGUAUUCGAGAUUGCGCCGUCAGCUCAAAAGAUGUUCUCGUUCUUACAAGACUCGAAUGUGCCGUUGGAGCAAAAUGCGAAGCUCAAGGGACAUGCCAAGUCCGUGUUUGUCAUGGCGUGCGAAGCCGCGGUGCAGCUAAGGAAAACCGGAAAAGUGGUGGUGAAAGAUUCGACGUUGAAGAAACUCGGGAGCGUGCACUUGAAAAACGGCGUGGUAGACGAGCACUUUGAUGUAGUCAAGUACGCGCUUUUGGAGACCAUAAAGGAGGCCACUGGAGAAAUGUGGUCGCCGGAAAUGAAAGCGGCAUGGAGCGUCGCGUAUGAACACUUGGUUGCCGCUAUCAAAACUCAUAUGAUAUGAAAUAAACAUUUUCAUCUUGUCGUUGUCUUCUUAUUUUUAUUUAUGUAUGUAAUUAAUAGUAUUUUCAUUUAAAUAUAUAAAAUGUUAUUGAAAGUUUUAUUUAA